Molecule: messenger RNA, 4002 nt
Organism: Chanos chanos (milkfish)
Lineage: Eukaryota; Metazoa; Chordata; Actinopteri; Gonorynchiformes; Chanidae
Gene: ttll5
Product: tubulin tyrosine ligase-like family, member 5
Exons: 30
Coding region: 1-4002 (1333 amino acids)
Biological process (GO): protein polyglutamylation; microtubule cytoskeleton organization
Cellular component (GO): ciliary basal body
Molecular function (GO): tubulin binding; tubulin-glutamic acid ligase activity
Source: RefSeq, a predicted model, not a curated record
AUGCCAGCUGUGACCCGGGCUAAAGAGGAUUCUGAAUCCCCCUCAGAAGAUGAGCCAGAAGACCAUCCAUGCAUUGCCUGGUGUGGUAGCAGUAGGAGGAUCCCUGUCCUGCUGUUCUAUGCCGAAGCCAUUGUUUCUGAAGAUCCAAACACACGCUGUGUCGGAGAACGAUACAAGUUGGCCUUUAAGAUUGUGCGCACAGAGAGUCGGCUUGUGCGUGGAAUACUCGUUAAUCAUGGAUUCCAUGAGGUUCACCAAAACAGUAGUGACUUUAAUCUGAUGUGGACAGGCUCCCACCUCAAGCCUCACCUGCUUCGCAGUCUGCAGGACUUUCAAAAGGUCAACCACUUCCCCAGGUCGUACGAGCUGACGCGAAAAGACCGGCUCUACAAAAACAUCCAGCGGAUGCAACAGGCUCAUGGUUUUCAAAACUUCCACAUCGUCCCCCAGACCUUUGUACUUCCUGCAGAAUACCAGGAAUUCUGCAGCUCCUUCAGUAAGGACAAAGGCCCAUGGAUCAUCAAACCUGUAGCAUCUUCCAGAGGCAGAGGCAUCUAUCUGGUCAGCAGUCCCAGUCAAAUCCCACUGGACGAAAACAUCCUUGUUUCACGCUACAUUAACAACCCACUUCUGAUUGAUGAUUUUAAGUUUGAUGUCCGACUGUACGUGGUGGUGUCCUCAUAUGACCCUGUGAUUAUUUAUCUCUAUGAGGAAGGACUGGCUAGGUUUGCGACUGUGAAGUACGACCGCGCUACCAAAAACAUUAAGAAUCAGUUCAUGCAUCUCACUAAUUACAGUGUCAACAAAAAGAGCAAUGACUACGUCAGCUGCGAUGACCCUGAAGUAGAGGAUUAUGGGAACAAAUGGAGCAUGAGUGCUGUGCUGAGGUAUUUGAGGCAGGAAGGCAAAGACACAACAUUGCUAAUGGCUCAGAUAGAGGAUCUGAUUAUUAAAGCUGUGCUGAGUGUCGAAAUGCAGAUCGCUGCAGCAUGCAAGAUGUUCGUCCCUCACAGAGGCAACUGCUUUGAGCUGUAUGGUUUUGAUGUACUUAUUGAUUCCAGUCUCAAGCCAUGGCUCCUUGAAGUCAACCUUUCACCAUCCCUGGCUUGUGAUGCACCGAUUGACCUGAAGAUUAAGGCAAGCAUGAUUUCAGACAUGUUUUCUCUUGUGGGCUUUGUGUGCCAGGACCCUCUGCUUCGACAGCUGCGAUCUGAUCGAGCUGGGCUUGACCUGGGUCUGAAGAACCAAAUCCGUAAGAGGCCACUGUCUGCCAGCAACAGUGACAUGGAGGGACAGAAAGAGAAACACGGAAGCAAACAUGCAGAAAGCACGUUGGGCCUGACUGCAGAGGAGAUGAAAGUCCUCAGGCAGAUACAGGAGGAGUAUGAAAGAAGAGGCGGAUUCAUCCGGAUCUUUCCAACUCCGGAAACUUGGGAACUGUACAGUGGUUACUUGGAGUACAAGACAUCUAUGAAUUCCAUGUUGGCUAAUCAUCUUUUCCAUGGAAGGAAGAAACAGAAAGGUAAUGUACCUUUGGAGGUGGAAAGUAUCCAAAGUUGCCAUGUCAUACAGUAUGAGAGGAAAUUGCUAACUCUGGAGGCACGGAGGCGAAGACAGAGACACCGGGCCGAACAUGCAGGAAUUAGAAGAAAGAAACCAGGUAAAGGACCUAAGACAUCUUCCCCAGACUGUAGUGAGGAUGAUGAGGGACAUGAGGAAGAUGAGGAGCAAAGGCCAGAGGAAGAGGAAUUUCGGAAGAGACCGUCUGAAUCAUACUCAUGUCAUACAGCAACCGUGGCACAGAGUGGCACUACCACAACCUCUGUCAAAAUGCUCCAGAAAGAAGCGCCACCAACAGACAGUCCUGCCAAAAUCACCAAAUCCAAAGUCAACUUGCUUCACAUUCUUCAGCAGGGCUGGGAUCUCAGUAAAGUGCAGGCACGAAUGGCUUUUUCCUCCUACCUGCACCGGGUCCAGAUGAGACUGCUUACAGAGAGCAGAACAAACAGUAGCUCAGCCUGGCCGGAGAAGGACAGCGCCCAAAUGGAGUUAGUUAUCCGUUUCCUGAAGCGAGCUGCAGGUAAUCUUCAUCAGGACAUGAGGGUAGGGGUGCCCAACAGUGAGCUGCCCUUGUGUGACCGUCGGCGCAUUCUGUCCCACCAACUGGGAGAAUUCAUCCACUACUACAACAAGGAGACAGAGCAAAUGGUGAAGAAACUAGACAGGUUUAAAGAGGAGGAUCGAUGCAUCAACCCAAAUGUGUUUCAGGAGUUUAUCUUGGAGGCCAGUGAGAUUGAUUUAGAAGAGGUCCUCACAUUUUACACCCAUAAAAACAAGUCAGCCAGUGUAUUUCUGGGGACCAAAUGUUGGAGCACCGAAACAGCUCCUUCAACAACCAAGGAGAUGUCUAGCGCCUCUGAUUCCUCUCCAAUCAGCAAGACACAGAAUGAAGACACCCGUAUUGCUGCAGCUGAAAUGGUUGACCACAAAAUUUGUACAACCAAAAGUGCUGACAGUAAAUGUAUUACCUCACCCCGAGAAGGUAAAAGACACAACCAGCCUCUAAAUGGAGAUGUGAAAAGCCAUGAAGUUCAAAAUGGAGACUGUAAACCAACCAAAAUCCAAAGUAAUAGCAAAAUCCAAAGUAAUAGCAAAACUAAAACUGGAGAACUGAAAAUCAACAAAAUCCAGUCACCAGCUGUCAAAGUCAGUGGUGAGAUACAGCCAGGAUUCCACAAAGGUGUCAAAGCCCAACCUGGAGUCCUGGGCUCCCAGCAUACCUCUCUUUACCCUGCAGCCUUAGACUGUGAACACAUCCAUCUACAGCACUGUGCUCCUUCAUGCAUAACUGAAAGCCAGUCAUUGCUCCAACCUCCACCUUAUCCUCACCCUCCUCCUCAUCCGCUUUCUGAACGGCAAAACAAACUAGACUCCUCCUUGUCAUCGUCAUCCACAAAUGUCCCAGUGGGUCCACGUGUUAUAUGGACUUCUACCCAUCCUGCCAGUGCAACGAUGCCACCUGUUUCUGAGUCUCAACAGCGGACUCAGGCCUCCCGUUUAAUGCUGGCAACCACCAAUGCAUCAUCUGUGCUAACGUCAUCUGUUCCAAGCGCCGUGCAUAUCUACAGCCAGAGACUGUCUCGCCCCACCUCUGCAGGUCAAGUAAUCCGUAAAAACAGUCCGGUUAAAUCACGGCCCGGUUCUGCUGGAGUGCCUAAGGAACUGGACUCUCUAUCAGCCCAGGCCCAGUCUAACCAGAAGGCUAUAGUAUCUGCCCUGCAGAAGCUGGUGGAGAAACAGGCAGCUCACCAGUACAACACCUCCAGUCACAUAAGCCUUCUCACACAGCAUUUGACCAAUCUGAAUUUGACCAAUGGCAUUCUAAGCAGAGGGGGUCUGUCUCUGAACCGAGGGGUCCAGCAUGGAAGAGAUAAACCAAGUCAGUCUGAUACAGACCCCGCUACCGCCAAGGGAUCUGCGUCUGAUGACAAGAGUGUCCAUGACCGAGAGGUCCAAAACGCAUAUAACCUGAUCAGCGGUGUGUUUCCUCAGCCCAGCUACCAGCCCUCCACAGGCAGUUACCAGCUUCAGUUUGCAAUCCAGCAGCUGCGGCAGCAGAAACUCCAGUCCAAACAGCUGCUGGACCAGAGCCGCAGUCGACACAGGGCUAUUCUGGCAGCACAUACUCUAUCUGCUCCUGAUGUGGUGUCAUGUACCCCGGCUUCCAUAUCAAGUCCCCAAAUGAGCCAUGGACACGGACACCCUGUCAUCCAGAACCAGAUGACCCAGGGUCAGACUAAACCCCAGAGCCAUCCCCAAGGGGGCACCUUUCUGGCUCCUAAGCCUCCUAGCAGCACCCCCAAAGAUGGCUUUUCACGGAAAACAGCCACGCAUCGUCUCAACAAGCAGAUACCAUCUGAGAGUCCACCAAGCAGCAGUGGACCCAGCGCACACAUAGUAUAUGACACUAUGUGUGGGAAAACAGACCUCCAGCCCUGCUGA